AUGUCACAUCCCAACAAGAGGGAGUCGCUGUUGACACAGCUGGAAAAUAUGCAUAAGCAAGUUAGUGAUGAGACCAAGAGGAAGAUGAAUGAGAGUGGCAGCUCCAGCGCAUCUGCAAAUAAUAAACGGAACCAGCCUUUAUUUUCCAAUGUUUUGAGUAGAAGUGAGAGAACAAAUUCUAUGCCUAUGUUUGCCGGUAGUUCAUCCCAUAAUGGUUUGCUAACGUCCAAUAACAGUCAGGAUAUGAACUUUGUGAUGGGAUUGAGUGAAAACUUACUUGUCGAAUGUCGUAGGUUACAAGCGGAUAAUGAAAGGAAGGCUAGGAAGUUCAAGACUAUCAAGCAGAGUUACGAGGAUUUGAAGGAAAGCAACCAAAAGCUGGAAAACUCGCACCAAUUAGCUGCAAAAGAAUUGCAAUCUCUACGAGACGUAAACUGGGGGCUAGAGGAUAAGUUACAGAAUUUGUCUAUUGAGUUCAAGGCUCAAAAAGAUAAGCUAAGUAAGAACAAGCGAGAUCUAAAGCAUGAAACCGAGUCGGCACGAAAAUUGAAGGCAGAUCUCGAAGUAGCUGAGUUGCAACGCACAAACCUGGAAAAUCAGUUGGAGUCUAAGAAGAAACAACUUGCGUCGGAAGUUGCAGAUCUGAAAAGACAUGUGUCAGAUCUCAACGAUGAGAAUGAUGCUCUUCAUUUGAAGAACCACGAGCUAAAUGAUCAAAUAGGCGAAUUCAAGAAACUUAAGGUUAUGCAGCCCAUAGAGUUCGAUGCGUUGAAUAAAGAAAUUAAACAUGCGCGUCAAACAAUUCGUAAAUUAAGGCGUAAGGUUCCAGAGGUUCAUAGACAAUCAAGGAAUAGCCGGCAAGCGACAGAGCAUGAAGACUCCGAAGAAGAACUAAGUGAUACUAUGGAUGCAGGCCCAGAUGGGGGCUAUAUGAGUGAUGACCUUUCUUUCAGCGAUGUUGAGGAUUACGCCAAGCGUCACAAUAUGGUCAUCCUAACGAACGAUGCAUUAGAAAGCAUACGAACAGAGGAAUUAAAGACCUCUGAUUCCAGGGACCAAAUUGUUCAGGCAGUGGAGGAGACCAAUAUAGUUGCCUUGCCCAAUGAUCAAGCAUCUUCGAAGAAUCCUAUUCAGGACUCGAAUAUUGGGAAUAUGAUUGAUCUUUUGACAGCCACGGGUUACGAAGUCAUCCCAGAGGUUAAUCAUAAAGAAAUACAAGACAAACUUCAGGCUUACUUAGAAUCCAAAUUAGCGGAUACAGGGAAACUUGUGAUAGGAUCAGAGGAAUAUGACUCCAUCAUGAAUCCACCACACGCACAAAUUGUUGAGAAGCUAGAAAAAGAGGGUUACAGAGUGCUAUCUGAAUCAGACCAUGAAAACCUCCUCGAUUCUUUAGAGCAUCCUACUUUGAAAGAGUUGGAAACUAAAUUGAACUCGCUGAACUACGUUGCUAUUUCAAAUGAUGAAUUCAGGAGCUACAAAACACCAGAUCGUGCUAUGAUCGAGACAAAAGCUAAAUCUCUUGGUUAUACAAUAGUGGAGGAUAAAACUUUUGAUGAGAUGCAGAAGACUGUUUCAAAUCCUCCCAUCACCUUCUUAAAGAGUACUAUUGAAAAAAGCGAUAAAAUCACUGAAGAAUUACUGUCAUGGAUGUCGGAGAAACAGAACGCGGUAUUGCUGGACAAAACGAAGUUUAAUAAACUUGAUUCUUGUUACAAUCAUCCGACAAAGGAAUUUUUGGAAGAGAAAGCCAUUCUUCAAGGCUAUACAUUGAUUCAAAGUACGGAAUAUGAAGAACUCAAAAAGAAGCUCGAAAACCCAUCCUCCGAAUAUCUUGAAGGUAAGGCAAACGCCAUUCAAUGCAAAAUUGUAUCAUCAGAAGAGCAUGCUAACUUGGUUAAUCUCUCGGAAAAACCUACAAUAGAGUUUUUGAUCAACAAGGCUGGGGCUGAAGGUUAUUGUGUGGUCAAGGUGGACGACUAUGAAACAUUGAGUUCUACUAUAAAAUGCCCUGAUGUGGAGUUUCUCUCUGCUAAAGCUAAAGAGAAGAACUACGAAUUGGUUGAAAGCGAAGCUUACAGUUCUCUGUUAAAAAAUAAAUCUGAACCUGACUUAAGUUAUCUGAAAGAGAAAGCAAGCUUCAAGGGUUACAGCCUAGUCGAAAAGAAUUGCUAUGAAGAGUUACUAAGAAAGACUUUAAAUCCCAGAAGAGAUGAGGUCGCUUCUAUGGCAGAGAAACUGGGUUAUGUGAUCGUUCCAUCUCUAGAUUUUGAGCGCCUGAGGGCCAUAUCUGAUAAUCCGUCUAAGCAGUUUCUUUCCGAAAAGGCUAAAAGGUUGAAUUUACUUCUUAUCAGUGAAAAGGAAAAGAGGGAAUUAGAGGAGAAGGGAAAAGAUAAAGCCUCCCUGCUUGCAGCUGUCAAGGCGUUUGGUUUUGUACCCGUCCCUCUUCCAGAUCUCAACCAUCUCAAGAGUAGUACAAUUGGUAAAGUUGGUUUGCCAGAAAUUAAAACGAGACUGCAGGCACUUGGCUACGUUGCGGCACCAAGUGAACAUUAUGAUUUUAUUAACAAGCCUGUCACCGACAGAGCAACAAGAGAGGAGACCGUUGCUUUGUGUUCGAAGUACGGCUUGAAGCCAAUUGCUUUUGAGGAAUAUGAAAAACUGAAGAGUAACGGUGAGAGGCAACUCCAUUCAGAAGAUGAUUGUAUUUCAGUACUGAAAACACGCGGAUAUGUUUUGAUGACUCAAGAUAAGCAUGAAGAUAUAAAGAAUCAGCUUGAAUCGCCAGGAUUAGAUAUAUUAAAGGAUCACUGCGACAAACUGGGCCAUACUAUUAUCCCAAGAAAUGAAUAUCAGCACAUUUUAAACAAUCUCGAGAAGCCCAGCGUGGACUAUUUACGCGAGAAGGCUUUGAUCUUAGGUUUUUCGCUUGUUGAUCAAAAGCGCUUGGAUGAGUUGCAACAUACUUUUGAUUCACCCUCUCUGAAAUUCCUCGAGCAAAACGCACAGUUUUAUGGGAGAGAAUUGAUAAGCUCAGAAGAGAAGACUUCCAAGGAUAAACAAAUUGGGCACCCCAGCUUGUCAUAUCUGUCAGACAAAGCAGCAGAAGCUGGGAAGUGCUUGAUCGAAGAAAAGAUACUAGAUGAGCUACAGCGCAAGAUAGCUGCGCCGACCAGUGAUGAGCUUGAGGCCUCCUGCAGUGGCUUGGGAUUGACUAUGCUUGGGAAGGAUGAGUACUCUAGGCUCUAUGAACAAGCGAAUAACCCCGCCUUGCGCGAUCUACAAAGGAAGCUAAGCAAAUUCGGUUACCAGUCACUGCCUCGUGAUGAGUAUGAUUCUCUGCGAGAAAACUAUAACAUGCCCACCGAGGAAUACCUUUCCGAGAAGGCACUUUCAACCGGAAAAAUGCUAAUAGAUAAAACAGUAUUUGAGAGACAGCAGCAGCAAUUGAAAAAUCCUCCACAGGACUUCCUUGCCCAGCAUGCUGCAAAUUUUAAUAUGAAGCUCGUGGGAGAGGCAGAGUACGAGAAGGAUCUUGCUCUUCUUGCGUCGCCACCACGGGAAUAUUUAGAGGAAAAGGCUACUGUUCUGGAUCUCGUGGUUAUUCCCCAAGAGGAGUUGUUAAGUAUUAAAGAUCAAGCCGAGAGUCCUUCAUAUGAAAAAAUGGAGAAGACUUUACAGACUCUGGGCUUUGUGACAAUAGAAUCUGCGAAAUACCAAGCCCUGAAUGAACAGGCCGAGUCGCCAUCCGUCGAAAGAAUCUCAGAGCUUGCAAGAAAACACGAUUGUGUUUUAGUUUAUGGCAAGGACGUGGCAAGAGAGGCAAGUGAUGUGAUUCAUAAUUUUAAUUCCAUGGUCGAAAGUGGUUCUUUCGUUCUGUUGAAAAGAGAUGCCUACGAUUCUCUGUUGCACGCUAGUGUAAAUAAGAUAAGCAAAAAAGAAGUGAUUGAUAUCUGCACGGCAUUUAAUAUGGUUGCUAUACCUUGCGAAAAGUAUGAAGAGUUGACCCAAAUUCCUGAUAUUGAGACGAUACAAUCUCUCGCCUCUCGACACGCAUCUGUAGUGGUCUUACGGGAGCAAUACGAUUUACUGAGCGCCGAGGCAGACUGUCCUUCGAAAGAAUCAAUGGAAAAAAGUGCAGAGCAGAAAGGCUUGAAAUUAGUUUCGAGGGUAGAGUAUGUCUCAUUGGUUUCACAAGUCAACAGUCCAACUAAGCGUGACGUCGAAAGGCAAGCAGAAAAACUCGAUCUCAUCGCCAUCCCUUCUGAAAAGUACAAUAAUCUGCUGAAAGAGGCUAAAACAAAAUCUGGCUCGGCUACUCCUUCUCCAUCUUCCAAAGUACUAGCAAGUAAGCAAUAUUUUGAACAGGUAAUACGCGAUCAAAACGAUCACUCAGAUAAACUCUAUGAGCCUACAAAAACUCUUGGAUUUGUUAAGUUAUCGAGCGAAGAGUAUAAGAGACUUAAGGAUAACCAGCAAGAACAUGUUCUAAGUAAGGCAGAUAUCUACAAUGGUGCUAAAACAUUCUCAUUGGCAGUCUUGCCUCUCGAGGAGUACAGGACCCUACUGAAGAAGAAGACAAGCAGCAACUCAAUGGAUUACGAUAAUCUGGAAGAAUAUGCUGCAAGGUUCGAUAUGAAACUAGUCCCUCUUGGUCUAUGCGAUCUUGAAUCUCCAACGCCACGGCGCCGGAAAUCGCUGGAGAGUAACAAGGGUGAGGUUUUAGGGUUUGAUGAUCAGUCUUCUUACAUGACGGUUGAGUCUUUCUCCACGCAAGGAUCGGAAUAUGUGGAUGCGGCGCAAAGCGUAAAUAGCCUUUUGCGCUAUCCUACUGUUUCCACGACGACGACUUCUUCGCAAUUUACUGAUGCUCUAGAAGACAAUAUUAAUGAUGAUGGUUCUGAUGCGGCCUCUGUUGCCUCAACUGUGCGUGCCUCCAAUGCAGAAGGGCAUGUCGAUCUUGAGGAUGUGCAAAUCAAGGCAAGCGGUCUGGGGUACCACUUAGUUGCAAAUGAUGUGCAAGCUGAGCAAGAAGUGCCUGAGUUGGGUGAAAACACUGUCUCAAGUGUUGGCUGCAGCGAUUCUGAAAAUGACGAAAGCGAAUUAGAUGAAGAAGAUUUGAAAAGACGGGCUGAAAAAAUGGAUCUAGUCCUCUUGCCAAAGUCAGAGUAUGAAGAGUACCAAGCGUUCAAAAAUUCUCCACCCACUAGAGAAAAGUUGGAACUCAACGCCACUGAACUAGGCCUUGUGGUUAUCACAAAGAAUGAGUACGAUGAUUUGCUUGACAAGAGCAAUUUAGAUGCGUCGCGUAUUCAGAAGCUAGCAGCAGAGUUUGGUCUAAAGGCCUUGCCCAAUGAGCAUAUCAAACACAUAGAGGAUGAAUUAGCAAAUGAACGUCUCACGAAGGAAAAUAUCGUUGCGAAGGCUCGUAAUCUUGGCUUCGUUGCUGUCACCGCUGAGCGUUUCGAAGAGUUAACGAUGAAAGCCGAGUCGGAGGAAAGCCCAGUGACUAGGGAAAUGAUUGAGCAAAUGGCACCAAGCUACGGUUUAAUUGUCACACCUCGGAACGAUGAUCAGGGAAAGGCAACCCCAGACUCAAUGGGAGAAAUGUGUUCUAAGGAAGAUCUAUUGACGAGAGGUCGUUCGCUAGGUCUUGCUGUUUUAGAGCAGGAUGAGUAUCAGAAACUGCUUGACAACACGAAUAGUGGCGAAGAUCAUAAGCAUAAAAAACUACUCAGUGAGUUGUCUGUGAAUGACAUAACGGAUAUAGCUUCCGGGUUCGGUUUAGUUUUGAUCGAUAAGGAUCAAUUCGACCAGAUCAAAGAUGAGUUGAGCCAUCCAACACUGAAGGAAGAAGAAAUAAUAGAACAGGCACUUGAGCACAAUAUGGUUUGUAUCUCAAAAUCAGAAUAUGAUCAAUUGAAUGGAAUUCCUGAAAGUAGAAAUGCUGAAGAGCUGAAAACACCAGGCAAGGUUUCACAAAAUUCUGAUGCAGGCUCGAAGAAGAGCCCUGACGUCGGUCAGCACACUUUGGCUGAACUGAAAGUAAUUGCAUAUGAGCUUGGGCUAUUUCGCGCUCCGGAAAAUGUCUUGGGCUCCCCUUCUGCAGUUAAGCCUAGUGUAAAUGAGCAAGUCGUCGUACUGCCCGAUUAUUACUUUGAUGAAUUAUUGAGCAAGGAAAGGAUGCUUGAUCUUCAGGAAGAAGACCGUUCUAAGGUUGACGCCCUAGCUGCGACAAGAGAAGUAGAAGGUCUCCAACAGCCACCCUCGAUCGGUAGUCCUAGAUUCAACAUACAAAAGUCGAGAUUAGAGUCAAUGGGAUAUGUGGCUAGGAAUGAUUCGCUUGAAGCUGUACACUACAAAACAUACAGAAAGUCCAAGUCAUCAUCCCAUGGGUCGAAGCCCAAGGCACCGUUGCCUGUACCAAAGCCCAGUUCACCUUUGCCUGCAUCAAAGCCCAGCUCACCUAUGCAUGCAUCGAUUGUUGGUGCUAAACACUCGAGGAAUGCUUCGCUCAUAACUCGCAAUGACAGUAUCGUCAGUUCGAUGGGAAGAACGGGCUCGAUGGGAGCAAUCUCGCUGGCCACUGUUGCGUCACUAAGUGAACCAAGUAUUAUACCGGCAUUAACACAAACCGUCAUUGGUGAAUAUCUGUACAAGUACUACCCAUAUUUGGGUCAAUUUGGAUCGAACUCACGUCAUGAGAGAUUCUUUUGGAUUCAUCCCUACACUUUAACCCUGUACUGGUCUACCAGCAAUCCGAUAAUGGCCAAUCCAUCUAGUCAUAAAACCAAAUGCGCAGCUAUACUAGCAGUUGAAAGUAUAGUUGAUACAAAUCCAUACCCAGCAGGGUUGUACCACAAGAGUAUUAUAAUUACAAGUGAUAAGAAGACUGUCAAGAUAACGUGCCCCACAAGGCAAAGGCAUAAUAUUUGGUACAACUCUUUACGGUAUUUGAUUCAGAGAAAUAUGGAAGGGAUCAACUUGGAAGAUAUCGCUGAUGAUCCAAGCGACACGAUGUACUCAGGUAAGAUCUUUCCCUUACCAGGAGAGAACGCCAAAAGUACCAGCCAAAGGCUUUCAAGUUCAAGGAGAUCCAUGAGAUUCAAAGUGCCCAAAUCUGCCUCUAUGCCUAUCAGAAGGAAAUAA
Torulaspora delbrueckii is the source of this 7149-nucleotide messenger RNA. It is a transcript of the gene NUM1, whose product is annotated as Num1p. The transcript has a single exon. Bases 1 to 7149 code for a protein of 2382 amino acids. NCBI's taxonomy places the organism in Eukaryota, Fungi, Ascomycota, Saccharomycetes, Saccharomycetales, Saccharomycetaceae. Gene Ontology annotation, biological process: dynein-driven meiotic oscillatory nuclear movement; establishment of mitochondrion localization; maintenance of protein location in cell cortex. The record is from RefSeq and is a predicted model, not a curated record. Gene Ontology annotation, molecular function: phospholipid binding; tubulin binding. Gene Ontology annotation, cellular component: mitochondrion; cell cortex; cellular bud tip.